This is a messenger RNA of Hemicordylus capensis (graceful crag lizard), 6755 nucleotides long. RefSeq names its product ventricular zone expressed PH domain containing 1 (gene VEPH1). NCBI's taxonomy places the organism in Eukaryota, Metazoa, Chordata, Lepidosauria, Squamata, Cordylidae. The record is from RefSeq and is a predicted model, not a curated record. Gene Ontology annotation, biological process: regulation of signal transduction. The coding region runs from base 379 to 2919 and encodes 846 amino acids. Gene Ontology annotation, cellular component: plasma membrane. Gene Ontology annotation, molecular function: phosphatidylinositol-5-phosphate binding. The transcript is spliced from 15 exons.
CUUGCAUACCAGAGGCAGGGGGCUGGCAGGGGGACUCUGACAGUUGUAAUGGAUUUUAUCAGAAUUUCUCCAAAGGCUGACUAUUUUGUCUUCAAUUAUUAAUUAUUUUCAGAGGGGUUUUUCCUCCUUUCUGUGAGAAGAGAAUUGGGCUAUAAAGCUGGCAUCUAGAAGUGGAAACUUUCAGCAGACCUGGUGAGCCCUUUUAUUGCUGUGAAGACAAAUUCCCAUACUGCUGAAACAUCACAGGAAACAGAAAUGAGAUAAUUCGAAAGAAGAUUAUGGGAAAAGAGGCCUCAAUACAUGUGAAGGAUUGAAUACAGUAUGUUGAAGACUUCCAUCUGGAUUAUGGAUUAUUGCUUUGCUAGAAUCGCUUGAUUGAUGAAUUCAGAGGUUUGGCUGACUGGCAGAAGACAUUUAGCGAUGCAUCAUCUCUUUGGGCUUGUUUUGGGACAAAAGGACCUUUCGCGUGCAGGGGACCUCUUUUCCUUAGACGAUUCUGAGAUAGAGGGAUGCCUUUCAGAAGCUCUAGAGCAAAUAAAAGCAAUUAGUUCAUCUCCAGACUACCAAAGUAAUGACAACGACCAGGCAGUUGUGGAGAUCUGUAUCACACGUAUCACCACGGCCAUUAGAGAGACAGAGUCCAUUGAGAAACAUGGGAAAGCCCUUGUGGCUCUUUGGGAAUCAUGUUUAGAGCACAAUCUGAAACCUUCUGGAAAGGAUGAAGACACACCCCAUGCGAAGAUUGCAUCUGAUAUUAUGAGCUGCAUUUUACAGAAUUAUAAUCGUCCUCCCAUCAUGGCACUGGCUGUCCCAGUGGCAGUAAAAUUUCUCCAGAGGGGUAACAAAGAACUGUGUAGGAACAUGUCGAGUUAUCUAUCCCUGGCUGCAAUUAGCAAAGCUGAUCUCCUGGCUGAGCACACAGAAACAAUUGUUCAAAGUGUCCUGCAAGGGAAUUCCAUGUUGCUACGUGUAUUACCUUCAUUGUAUGGAAAGCAAUCUCAGCUGAUUACCAGCCAUCUGAGAGACUUGGUAGCACUGAUGCCUCACUUAGAACAACCCGAACAGCACCACCUUUUACGGCUUUUGUUGAUUGUUGCAAAGGAAAAACAACCAGAGGUGCUCAAAGAAUGUAUUCCCUCCUUAGUUUGUCACCUAAGAGAUCCCAAUCAUAAUGACAUCAUCCUCAAUAUAUUGAUAGAAAUAUCAUGUUAUGAGCCAGAAGUCUUGUCCAGUUUGCUUCCUGUACUGAAAGAGAUUGGAGAAAGUUCCCCAAGUUUAAUUGGACAAACAGCAAAGAUUUAUGGAGCUGUUGGACACGUUGAUGAGGAGAGAGCCCGGAUAUGUCUGAUCUACUUGGUUAAUCAGCUGGCCAACAUGGAACAUUCUUUCCACCAUAUCCUUCUGUUGGAGAUCAAGCGCAUCACAGACACCUUCUCUGAUAUCUUGGGCAUCCAGAGCAGAGAUAUUUAUCGUAUGAGUAACAGUUUCACUGCCAUAGCUAAGCUUCUCAUCCGACAGCUGGAAAACAACAGUACCUCUGAGAGCAGGGUAGAAGAUGUUGCUGAAACAGAAUCUCCUUCACAGCUGGAUGAUUUAAAAUCUGUUAUGAGUGCAAAUGAAGAGGAUGAAAAGCUUCAGGUUAAAAUACAAGCUUUUGAAGAGAAAAUAAAUGUUGACAACAGUACUCCUGGCUCUGUGCGCAGGUGUAGUCUAGGCCAGGUUUCGAAAGAAGAAAGAAAGGACAUGAGGUUUAACAGGUCCAAAAGUCUAGCUUUGCAUGCCGUUCGUAUGAAGGGCAGUCAUUCAGACAAUGGCCAAGAGAUGGAGAAUGGAGAUGUUACAGCCAGCAUCUCUUUCACAGAUAUUUAUUUGAGCCAAGAAGCCGACAAAUUGCCUUCCAGUGCAGGCACUGAAGAGUUGCAGCUGGAAAAAUUUUCACUUUCACACUCAAGUAUCAAAUGUACAGAACCAGAGAAUCUGCCAGAACCAGUUAAAGAAAACUGCCAUGAAGGAAGCCCAAAGACAACCAAGAAUCCUGUGGAAUAUCAAGAUAAGCUUUACUUUCACUUAAAGGAAAAUCUUUCUAAAGUGAAAACAUAUGUCAUGGAGAUGGGGAAGAAAAUUCCUCUCCCAGAUGAAUGUGUUAUUGAAGAUACUGUUAGAAGUUGUGUAGCAAAGCUGUUCUUCAGCUGCCCCCUGAAAGGUCAUUACUGCCUGUACAGUAAAUCCAGUUUUACUCUCAUCAGCCGACAGCCUCAACUUUGGAUCCAUAUCAUGUUUCUCUUUCAGCAGAGCUUGUUCCCAGAACCUUUGUCCAUGCAAAUUAAUUCUGUGCAGGCUCUGAAAGCCUUGUGGGAGAAAACCCAGCUGAAGGGAACACACAGCUUCGAAACGGCAAUGGUUCAGUCUACAUUUCCACAUCAGAAGGAUCUGGACCACGUACAGAUACAUCUGGAAGAAGUGAGGUUCUUUGAUUUAUUUGGUUACAGCGAGGAAGCAGGGGCUUGGCAGUGUUUCAUGUGUAAUAAUCCUGAGAAGGCAACAGUUGUAAAUCAAGAUGGCCAGCCUUUGAUCGAAGGAAAGCUGAAAGAAAAGCAAGUCCGAUGGAAGUUCAUCAAAAGGUGGAAAACGCGCUAUUUCACUCUUGCUGGCAAUCAACUUCUGUUUCGCAAAGGAAAGUCGAAGGACGACUCAGAUGACUGUCCCAUUGAGCUCAGUAAGGUCCAGAGUGUCAAAGUUGUGGCCAAGAAGCGCAGAGAUCGCAGCCUUCCUCGGGCCUUUGAAAUCUUUACAGACAGUAAGACGUAUGUUUUCAAGGCCAAAGAUGAAAAGAAUGCUGAGGAGUGGCUCCAGUGUAUCAAUGUGGCAGUUGCACAAGCUAAAGAAAGGGAAAGCAGAGAGGCAACCACGUAUUUGUAACAACUGUGGUCUUGUUGAUGCUACAGUGCAUCUCUGUAGCACAUGAACACCACAUUUUCUGAAAGAAAAAGAAAGAAAGAAAGAAAGACUUUCAGACCUUGCUAACAGUGUCUGUGGACUGCAUAGUGUUACCAUGUUCCUUAUUGGUUGUGAGGGGGAAAGUCACGUAUCGAAUGCCAUGUUCACACUAAUGGUUUCUUCAUUUUAACAAACAUGCUAAAUCCUGUCCUGUUCUAUACUGCUGUGAUGUUUGUUCAUGAGACUAUUACCAGAAUGGUGUCCACUGCAUCCUUUCCCAGGGUUCCUUGGUCUACCACAGAGAGAAGAACUACUUUCUCUCUAGAAUGUAGAACAGGAGAAAGCACGGAGUGACCUUCACAUGGCUGCCUUGAACAUGCUCCUCCUGGUGGGGAUAAAUAGUGGAAAAUGCACUCCUGUACAUAAAACAUGUCUGAACAAUACAGCAUUGGGGCACUUGCUCCUGAAUAACGCUGACAGAAGUACUUUACAUUGUUUCCCUUUGUCCCUGUGUUAACAUAGCUUAAGCAGCAUGUAGUGGACAAGUAUACAUGUGUGUGAUGUGGGGUUUAUCAGCAGCUUUGCUCUUACAAGAAUUGCCAUCUGGAAAUCACAAGUCCUGUGAGAGGAUCUGUAAAGCUUCACUGCCUUUUGACUGCCAUAUCUUGUUUUGCAAAGUGCCCAGAUAAUGUCCACAGCUCAUAAUCUUUCUGGCAAUGCAAUAUGUAUCCAUGGUGUUCAACACACUUUCAGUGCAGUGGGCGGGGGGAUUUCACCCUUACUCAAGGUGUCUUUGUUCCUGCACCCUGGAUAUGGCAUCUGUUCUAUUUUGCCCGACCGCCAUCCCAGGCCUCCUGCCUUCCAUUUUCUGUUCUCCCUGCCUGCCAUUCUGCUUACAGAUGACUCAACCCAGGCCAGGGACAGUUUUCCUGGUCCUACUGAUGUGUCAUGGAUCCCGACAUAAGAACUCAGAGGACAGCAGGAACCAUGUCCUGAGAUAGCCCUGGAAAACCUGCCUUUCCAGUGCUCUCACUGGAGUAGAGUAUCAAGAGCCAACACAGCUGACAUCUGCCUUGCCCAAGGAAGUGGCCCUGCUCCCCUCUCUGACACGAAGGAUUUUUCCUUCUUGGAGCUCCUGUGAUGCAGGAGGACAUCCUGUCUCUCCCAUCCUGCAGCCAGGGGAAGCUAGAGCCUUCCUAACCUAUCUGAAGAUGAUGCCUGAGGAAGAGGACAUGGCCCCUUUAAGUAACAAAAACCUUCCCUGGAAGCAGAGCUAAAUACAUGACCCACUGCAGGACUCUAAAGGCUAGGGCCGUGCAUUGAUUUGGAAUAAUAACUGUAUCUGAUCCAAUAAGUCCCUGUGGGCAACAUUUUGCAUUUUUGAUGCAGAAUGGCUAAUAUCGGUAUUAUAUUAUGUUCUGCGUUGUAUGGAACUGGAUCCAACCCCAUCCGACAAUUGGAUGAUUGUUUUCAUGCUUUUCUGAUGCUGAGGCUACAAAACCUUUUUGUGCUGAUGUCGCAAUACUUGCUUGUCAUUGAAUCUGGUGAUGAGCCAUUGAUUGAUUGAUUGAUUGAUUGAUUGAUUUCUAUACUGCCCUUCCAAAAAUGGCUCAGAGUGUUUUACACAGAGGAAUGAAUGAAUAAAUAAAUAAAUAAAUAAGAUGGAUCCGUGUCCCCAAAGAGCUCACAAUCUAAAAAGAAACAUAAGACACCAGCAACAGUCACUGGAGGUACUGUGCUGGGGGUGGAAGGAGAACAACUAUGUGAUUGACCCCUCUGCCUCAGUGCCUCAGACUUGCAGCUGCUCAAGGCAUCCUCCAGUUGGUUCAUCUCCUUUCUAAUCACAGUGUUUGGAGAGUGGGAUGUAGAAUUGUAUAUUACAAGGCGCCUGAGCCAAAACUUCAUCCUCAGCUUGCCAACUGAAUAUUGUUGAUCUCAUCAGAAAAAAAUUAUACACACACACACAUAUACACACAAAGUAAAAAUCUAAAAUGGUGGAGAGCUUGCCUGCUUCUCUGAAACCCUGGCACUUCUGUGUGAAACAGGGGUAGUCUCAAGCCCUAACAAGGGCCCCCCAUCAGCUCUAACAAAGGUCUACCAUGCCUGAAAGGUCAUUCAUUUCUGUUUAAAUAUAAAUAUUACAUUUGUAAUCAUUUUAAUGAUUUCCCCUUUAUUUCCUAUGGGCCAUUAUAUCCAAUGAGAUUUUGCAUCAACCCAAUAACGAUGCAUCAAGCAAUUCAAUCCAGGCUGAUACAAUUAUUGAAUGGAUAUUUAGAUAAUCAUUUGCAUUGAGCUGGGAUUGGAUCUGAUCCAAUCCAAUAGCUUCAUCUGUGGACAGUGCUGAUAAAGGCUCUUAAACUGCUGCUGGAGUAACAUCCUUAGCUUUGCCCUGAAUUCAGUUUCUGGUACUGCUCUACUGGGAACUAACCAAAGUCCUGAUCUCCUGUACCUCUGUUGGGUUCCAGCCCAAAACUGGGCAGGACUGAAUGAAGAGCUCUAAAAGGAACUUCCCACUCUAUAGUAAUAAUCUCCCCACACUCAUGUCUCUAUAUUCCACUUAAACUAGGUUAGAAUUUGGCUCAUGAGGUUGACUGUAGUCCCAGAAAUGUGAGUAAUAGAGAAUGGGAAUGCUUGCUUUGCAUUAGAUUAUGCAGGUACUGAACGUGAGCUAGAUUGUCUGUGUGUCUAUCCAGUGUGCUGCAGAACAUUUCCAACCUGGAUUCCUCCAUGUUGCUGAACCAGAUGUUGCUGAACUACAACUCCCAGCACCCCAGCCACGAAUUGUGGCUUUCGGUGCUGGGAGCUGUAGUUCAGCAACAUCUGGAGGAACCCAGGUUGGGAGCCACAGGUGUAAACUGUAAGCACCGGAAUGCACUCAGCCAGUAAAAUGCAUGAAAAUAAAAUUCCAGCAUAGACUUUACUGAACUGCUCACACAGAAGUCAGUGCUGCUGCAACAUUUAAAUCAGGCUAGGCCCAUACAGGCCAAGCUGACCCUCUUUCAUUUUGCAGACUGUCAUUCUUCUUAUGCUGUUUGCUGCAAUUUCAAAGCUAUACCAUGUUUCCCACAGCUGGAAGACUACCAGCCUCUGCCCCCACCCCAAGAAAGCAACAUGCCAUUGUUUUCCAUCAGCCAUUGGUCUAGUGCUUACCCAAAACAACUUUAACCCCUGUGCUGCAUACUCAUACAGUGUAGCUGCAAACUUGCACCAUCCCCUCCCCACUGGCGUCAUGUCAGGUUUGUACAAUCCCUCUCCACCUCUUGCUAAGAAACAGAAGUUGCUGGUGCUACUAAUGAACCUGGUUUUCAGAAUACCCUGGAGUUCCUAUUUGCUUUGACUAGCGUUGCAGGUAAUCAUGCACUUUAUGAAUUCUGGCCUUUGCUAGUCUGUAUGAACUCAGAAAUAUUAUGUCUGGAUCGAAUUCCUCUGGCACCUUGAUAGGAAAGUACGUUGAUAACACUGGAGGUGGGAGUCAAGCUCUGGAAAUACAAGCCUGAUACACAGAUGGCUUUAUCUUUCUGCUGGUGAGAUUUUGGCAGCAGCAUCCAGAGAGGUCUCUUUAUCCCAUCAGCUUUGCUAUAAUGUGGUUUGGGGGCAGGCUCUUUCUCUAUAAAGCGUGUCAGAACUGAACAGACAUUUUAGCCACAUAAAAGAGUUUUGUUUUACUAGAUGCCGGCUUCAUGUUCGAUAAUGUUUGUGCUUUUUUCCUAUCUGUGAGAGCGCCAUUGUUGUUCUUUCAAUCCCUUGUAUUUGUAUAUCUUGUAAUCCCUUGUACUGUCUUUUAUAUAUACAAGUUAAAGCAGGGGUUCUCAAACUUG